AAACUUUUUUUUGGUCAUGAACUAAUAAAAAUUUUGGUCAUGAACUUUUAAAUUUGAGAAUUGAUUUUAAAUUAAUUUAGUCAAAUACAUGUCAAACUUGAGCGAAGUACUUAGUACGAUAGCGGAGAAAGUGCCGGAAAAAUAACAGCUCCCACAUAUACACAAGGGGCGGGAAUGGUGGCAAUUGUGAGAAAAUGAGCUCACAGCGGCAUUUCAUCAAACACUUGAUACGCAGCACAAAAAACCACCCUAUAAUCUCAUUACAGCUCAAAAUAUGCUUCCCAUUCUCUUCAUCCACAACGCCAAUUCAUACACCAAUCCUAAUUGAUCGAAAGAAAAGCCUUUACGCCUCAUUUUUCUGCACACUUGUUCAUUUAUUCCUUCGCUGCCACCGUCUUUCCAGAGCCACUGAAACAUUCUCUUCAAUGAGAAAUUACAAUCUUGUCCCUGACCUUGUUUCCUGGAACCGCUUAUUGCAUCAUUUCAAUUCUUCAGGUCUGGUUGAUCAGGUAAUUGUACUUUAUUCUGAUAUGCUCUCUUGUGGAGUGGUUCCUAAUGUAGUUACUCGUAAUAUAGUCGUGCAUUCGCUUUGUAAAGUUGGAAAAAUUGAAGAAGCACUUGAAUUAGUUAGAGAGAAUGAAUGUGAUACUGUUACUUAUAACACUUUGAUAUGGGGUUUUUGUAGAAUUGGGUUUGUGGAAAUGGGGUUGGGAUUGCUGUCUCAUAUGUUGAAGAAGGGUGUUUUUGUUGAUGCUAUUACUUGUAAUAUAUUAAUUAAGGGGUUUUGUGAUAAGGGUCUUUUGUAUAAUGCUGAAUUGGUGAUGGAAAUGUUGAGUGGUAAAGAUGUUAUCGGUUUUAACACUCUGAUUAAUGGAUAUUGUAAGGCUGUUGAGAUGAGUGGUGGUCUUGAAAUGAUGGAGAGGAUGAAAAGAGAAGGUUUAUUACCUGAUAUUGUUACGUAUAAUACUUUGAUUAAUGGUUUCGGCAUAAUGGGUGAUUUUGAUGCUGCAAAAUGUAUUAUGGAUGAGCUUACGGACUCUUAUGAUGGUGAAAAUAAGGGCCUGGUAGUUGGAGACUUGGGUUUAGAACCAAAUGCUAUUACAUACACCACAUUGAUUAGUAAAUAUGUUAAGUGGUUUCAGUUUGAGAAAGCAUUUGAUACAUAUGAAGAAAUGACGAGGCGUGGCUUCGUCCAUGACAUUGUUACUUAUAAUUCACUUAUAUAUGGUCUUUGUAAAUGUGGGCGCUUUUAUGAGGCCAAAUUACUUCUUGAUGAGAUGAGAAGAGUGGGUGUGGAUCCUAAUCAUGUGACAUACUCUAUUUUUAUUCAUCACUUGUACAAAAGUAGGGCUGAAAAAGUUGCUGCUAACUUUCAAAGCCAAAUAGUGGUUAGAGGAGUGUCUUUCGAUGUUGUCUUGUUUACCUCUUUGAUGGAUGGGCUUUUUAAAGUUGGAAAGGCCAGGGAAGCAAAGGACAUGUUUCAGACACUCUUGAAGUUUAACAUAACUCCAAAUCAUAUUACCUAUACUGCAUUGGUUGAUGGGCACUGCAAAUCUGGUGACUUAAACAGUGUAGAGCUUUUACUGCAACAAAUGGAACAGAAAGGUAUUUUACCAAAUGUUGUCACAUUCUCUUCUGUAAUUAAUGGUUAUGCCAAAAGUGGAAUGAUUGAUGCAGCCAUGGAAAUAAUGAGGAAAAUGGUAAGCAUAAAUGUUAGCCCUAAUGUUUUCACAUAUAAUACUUUGAUUGAUGGCUGCUUUAAGGCUGGUAAACAUGAUAUGGCUCUUGCCCUGUAUGAGGAAAUGCGGUUGAAGGGUGUUGGGGAAAAUGAAUUCUUGUUAGAUACAUUUGUGAAUAAUUUGAAAAAAUUGGGUAAAAUGGAUGAAGCAGAGGCAUUUUUUGUGGAUAUGGUAUCUAAGGGUCUGUCACCUGAUCAUAUUAACUACACAUCAUUGAUGGAUGGACUCUUUAAAAGAGGGAAGGAUUCAACUGCUCUUCAAUUGGUCGAAGAGAUGAAAGAGAAACAAAUAUGCUUUGACACAAUAGCGUGCAAUGUACUGCUUAAUGGAUUAUUGGGAAUUGGCCAGUAUGAGGUACAGUCUGUUUAUGCUGAAAUUAAGAAAUUUGGUCUAGUUCCAGAUAUUCAAACUUUCAAUUCUUUAAUUAGUGCUUAUUGCAAAGAGGGAAAGUUGGAAAGUGCUGUCAAACUUUGGGGCGAAAUGAAGAGCUGUGGGAUAUUGCCUAAUUCAAUCACUUGUAAUAUACUGGUGAAAGGACUUUGUGAAGUAGGUGAUAUUGUAAAAGCAAUGGAUUUGUUGACGGAAGUGGUGGCAAUUGGUUUUCACCCUUCACCAGAUAUUCACAAAAUUGUUCUCGAUGCUGCUUCAGGCCAUAGAAGAGCAGAUAUAAUCCUCAGAAUGCAUGAGCGACUUGUCGGCAUGGGGCUUAAGCUUGACCAGACUGUUCACAACACUCUUAUUGCUGUCUUAUGCAGGCUAGGGAUGACCAGAAAGGCAACGUCAGUACUAGAAAAUAUGAGAGAAAGAGGACUUUCGGCUGAUACUACCACUUAUAAUGCCUUCAUACGUGGAUAUUGCAAAAGUUACCAAUUUCAAAAGGUUUUUACAACAUAUUCCGAGAUGCUGGGUGAAGGAGUUUCUCCUAAUGUUGCAACAUACAACACUAUGUUAGGAUCUCUCUCAGCUGUUGGACUGAUGAAUGAAGCAGCUGAAUUGCUCAAUGAAAUGAAGGGGAGGGGUUUUGUCCCUAAUGCUAAUACGUAUGACAUUUUAGUCUCUGGCCAUGGGAAAAUUGGAAAUAAAAAGGAAUCCAUCAAGUUUUACUGUGAGAUGAUCACAAAAGGUUUUGUUCCUCGCACUAGUACCUAUAAUGUACUCAUCUUUGACUUUGCAAAGGUGGGAAAGAUGAGACAGGCUCAGGAACUAAUGCAUGAGAUGCAAGUCAGAGGGGUAAUACCAAAUUCUUCAACAUAUGACAUACUAAUAGUUGGAUGGUGCAAGCUAUCAAAAAGGGUGGAGCUUGAAAGGUCAUUGAGACUGUCAGGUCGCAGUGAGGUAAAGAAAUUGCUUGAAGAGAUGAAAGAUAAAGGUUUCACUCCAAAAGAAACCACCCUUUGUCAUAUCAAUCCUGCCUUCUCAAAAUCAGGAGAAAAUGACACAGAAUGGUGGUUGAGCAGAUGGCACAAGACGAAGCAGAGUUGAUCCUUGAAAAUUAAAGAGUUUCUCAAGGGUGGAAUUUCUUUGUGUUUUGGAGUUGAAAUUUCAGGUUAAGGUUAAGUGAUGUGGAUGAGAGAAGCGAGCAAAUGAGAAGCAUUUACGCUGGCGUAUUAAUAUGCUUGUGUAAAUGUCAAUUGCUCCUCUUGUAAAAGGAAGAAAAAGACUUGACAUGAUUUUUCUAAAUAUAGAUCCAAGAUGAUGAGCUUGAAGCGAAGUUUCUCGAGGAGAAAGCUGCACUUGAAGCUAAAUACCAGCAACUGUAUGAACCAUUCAAUACAGAGGUACGAAGAAUAAUUUUUUGUUGCUUGUUCCAUGUCUGCUUGUUGGAGUUGAAAUUAGCUCUUUCCUUCCUGAACAGAAAAAAUGGCAUACAGUUUGGCUGUCCUUCCGAUUUAUGAUUUUGUUGAUGUGUUGCACAGAUAUGAAAUAGUAAAUGGGGUUUUCGAAGUGUAGGGUGUUAAUGAAGCUCCCAUGAACGUGGGUGAGGAUAAAAAGACUGAAAAUGCUAAAGUUUUUUAGUGGAUAUUGCCUUUCAUCUGUGCAUAUGGAUUGGUAGGCUUUAAUUUUGUUAUUGGUGUGAAAAAUUGCUGCAGAGAGAGGUGUUUCCAACUUCGUGCUGACUGCAAUGUAGACUAAUGAGAUAUUGGCAGAGGAGCUAAAUAACAAAUCAUGUAAAUAUUUCGUGGUUCUAAGUACCAAAAUUUUAACUACAAAUGACUUUGCUUUAGAUCUUAAAGCGUGACCAAGAAACUUUGAAUUACCUCAAGAUAUCAAGUGGUGCAGGAUUCAUAACCAGAAGUGUUUUAAGCUUCACUUCUUUGAUACAAAACCUUUUCUCAGGAGUUCUGUCUUGAAUAAAACCUAUCACAUGAUUGUGAUGAUGAACAUAUACCGGAGGUCUUAGAACUGACAGAAUGGCAUCCAGGUAAAGGCUUGGCUCAAAAGAUGAUAAAAAGGAAGCCAAAGAAGGGGUCAAAAAAAUGCUAAACCCUUAAUCAGGACUGAUACCUGCAAAAGCUUUUUCUGUAUCUUUAAUCCGCCAGAAGUAUGUGAAGAUGAUGACGACAAUGAUGAAGAUGUUGCAGGCUGACGACCUCCAGAUCUAAUGGGAGAAAAUCACGGCAUUCGGUCAGUUGCUGGUUUCUUCUUAGCUUUGGAUUUCGUUUUGAGUUGAUGUCCAUAUUUCAUUCUAUCCAGUCAACAACUUCUACGUGUUCUAUGAGAUAUAUGGUGCCAUUGUUAGGAAGUGAAGUUAGAUUGAAGUAGUAAAUUUGAUGUUCCAAUUUGGGGCUCCAAUUUAGCAACUCGACAAUUUGGGACAAAGUACAUCCCCUGUGCUGUGUCAUGGUUUAUAGAGGCUCUUGGAAGGGAUGAAUUUGAAGAUAUUGAAGAAGAUGAGGAUGAAGAUGAAUAAGAGAAGAGCAAGAAGAAUGUACGAUUAGUUUGGCAUGUUUCCGCAAAUGAUUCAAAUUUUUGCUCUUAUUAUUUGGAGAUGCUGAAAGUUAUUUUAGUCGGUCUGUAUGAUUUUUUUUUUCAAUUGUCCUUUUAGUCAUCAGCACCAAAUAUGAGAUGAAUGGCUUUUGUAGCAUUUUUCGUAGGUGAAGUCGUAAA
Lycium barbarum (goji berry) is the source of this 4847-nucleotide messenger RNA. Its product is annotated as pentatricopeptide repeat-containing protein At5g14770, mitochondrial. NCBI's taxonomy places the organism in Eukaryota, Viridiplantae, Streptophyta, Magnoliopsida, Solanales, Solanaceae. The coding region runs from base 195 to 3221 and encodes 1008 amino acids. The transcript has 4 exons. The record is from RefSeq and is a predicted model, not a curated record. Gene Ontology annotation, molecular function: protein binding.